AGAGCAGAGAAAGAAAAAAACAGGAAUGGAAAGAGAAGAAGAAGAAGAAGAAGAAGAAGAAGAAGAAGAAGAAGAAGAAGAAGAAGAAGAAGACUUCAUGAGUGUCUUUCGUAAUAAAUCCUGUGCUCUUCGAUACAAGGCAGUUUUUCGCUCUUUAAAAAAAUCAACUGUCCUUAAAGUAUUAAUUUUAGUGCCACGAUUACAAGACCGGCCAUUAUUACCUUAA
Messenger RNA from Podarcis lilfordi (Lilford's wall lizard), 226 nucleotides. The record is from the annotation of a GenBank genome assembly. NCBI's taxonomy places the organism in Eukaryota, Metazoa, Chordata, Lepidosauria, Squamata, Lacertidae.